AUGGCUCUCGCCUUCGCAAAGUUGUCAUUCCUUUGUCUCUACCUGAACUUGAGCCCCGCGCGCGGCUUUCGCGCUGGAGUACACUUCACCAUAUUUGUUGUUGUCGGAUCUUGUGUCGGCAUUGUCAUCUCUUUACUUGCAGCAUGCAAACCGUUUGCGAAGAAUAUCGACGUCACCAUCACAGAAGGGCAAUGUUUGAACAAGGCGGCAUUAUACAUCGCUACUGGGGUGCUGAACAUCAUCACGGAUAUCAUGGUCAUCAUCCUACCAAUACCCAUGGUUCUGCGACUACAAAUGUCGAGAGAGCGGAAGAUCAUGGUGAUAGGCAUCUUCAGCGUUGGCUCGAUUCUUAUCGAAGCCAGUCUCAUCAUCAUCACCGGUUCUCUCCUAACCCUGCGGCUAUUCCUCAGGCACGUGGCCCCCUCUCUGGUCGGCAGUUCCGAAGCCACUCGACCAUCGGGAACACAACAGGACUUUGGAUUCGAACUACAAGAGCACGGAAUGCUUGAUCCUUAUGAUGUUGAGGAUGGCGCGUCUGAGAGAGAGAUACUGGGAAAGCAAUAUGACAAUGGUGACAAGAUGCGAUCAUCUCGGAGCUCGGAGCACGAAGGCUGUCACAAACAGCAGGUACUUGGCUCGGAUAAUAAGCCCUGA
Molecule: messenger RNA, 654 nt
Organism: Alternaria triticimaculans
Lineage: Eukaryota; Fungi; Ascomycota; Dothideomycetes; Pleosporales; Pleosporaceae
Exons: 3
Coding region: 1-654 (217 amino acids)
Source: RefSeq, a predicted model, not a curated record